UAUCUAAAGCCAGAUGUCGUUGAUGCUAGCCUUUAUUUUUACAAUAGGGUGUUUAUAGCUUUUGGUGUAAAUGUAAAAAAGCAUCUUAUAAAAGAUUGAAACAAUGCUAUAAUAUUUUGUUGUAUACAUAAAUAUGUCGACAAUGGAGGGCUCGCUCAGCAAGUGGACAAAUGUCGUUAACGGAUGGCAAUAUCGAUGGUUUGUUUUGGAUGACAAUGCUGGACUCCUGUCAUACUAUACGAGCAAAGAAAAAAUGAUGCGUGGGGCUCGGCGUGGUUGUGUACGAUUAAGAGGUGCUAUUAUUGGUAUUGAUGAUGAAGACGACAGUACGUUUACUAUCACAACAACUUCUUGCAAAGAUAAUGAUCCGAAAACAUUUCAUUUUCAAACACGUGAUGGUGAGGAAAGAGAACGGUGGGUUCGCGCUUUAGAAGAUACAAUACUCCGACAUUCUCACACGAGAUGGGAUCCUAAAAAAUCUCCACCUAAACAAGAUUUUGAUCGGAAGGUAGCUGAAGCCGAUGUUUACCUGCAGCUUCUUAUUGAUCAGAUUAAAUUGAUUGAAGAUAAAAUAGAUGGGAUUGAAGAUAAAGAACAGCAAAAAAAGUACUCUACUGUUUUGUCACAGGCUAAUACUAUGCUUAAUUCUGUUAAACACACCAUUGUCCAAUUGCAAAUUGCAAAGAACACAGCAAUACCAGUUAAUGGAAUAUAUAGAGGACCAUCAAAUUCCAUACAUGUCUCACCUCCACUCACUCAUGUUGCAGAUAGAGCACCAGAAGCAACAGUGCAAACCGGCAUUGAAUUAGGCUCUGAAUGUGUGGAACCAAGAGUGCCAACAUUAUCAAAUGUUGUAGAUAGAGAUCUACCAGUACCACAAUUCUCAUAUUCAUCGUCCGACGAAGAUGACGAUUAUUUUGACGCUGCAGAUGAAAUACCAACUCCAAUAGUCCAGAAUCACAUUGCGCUAGGUUCAGAUAAUGAGCGAUUACAUUUAUCUGUGGAAAAUGCCACAGGAGAUAAACGUAGACAACCGCUUUUGCCACCCAUUAAAGGCGAUGGAUCAGUAGAUUACGAUGCUCUUUACGAAGAAGAAAGCGAAACAGAAAUGGAUUCCAUGGAGAGUCAUGGCUCGGUUGUGACUCACCUCCUAUCCCAAGUGAAAAUUGGCAUGGAUUUGACGAAAGUUACCUUACCAACAUUCAUUCUAGAGCGCAGGUCACUCCUUGAGAUGUAUGCAGAUUAUUUUGCUCAUCCGGAUCAGUUUGUAAGCAUUGCGGAUAUGCCUACCCCUCGAGAGAGGAUGGUACAGAUAAUCCGUUGGUACUUGUGUAGCUUUCACGCAGGACGGAAAUCCAGCGUGGCUAAGAAGCCAUACAAUCCCAUACUAGGUGAAAUUUUUCGGUGUCAUUGGAACAUACCGAACGCUAAUUCUUCUGACAAUACUACAGAUUUCAGCAAUAGACUUGUGUCAGAUGGUCCGGUACCAUGGUGUAAGGAGAAUCAACUUACUUUUAUAGCUGAACAGGUUUCUCAUCAUCCGCCAGUUAGCGCAUUUUACGCUGAACAUGUUGGAAAAAAGAUCAGUUUUGGAGCUCACGUUUGGACGAAGAGCAAAUUCCUGGGUUUAAGUAUAGGAGUGCACAAUGUAGGAAAGGGUUGGGUAAAUGUGCUACAAUAUGGAGAGGAAUACCUUCUGACCUUCCCCAACGGUUAUGGCAGAUCGAUCCUCACCAUACCGUGGAUAGAGUUAGGAGGCACUGUAACAAUAAAUUGUAUACAAACCGGCUACCAUGCGACGGUAGAAUUUUUAACGAAACCCUUUUACGGUGGUAAACGCAAUCGCAUCACGUGUCAGGCAUUCCAGGCAGGAGAUAAGAAACCCUUUCUUGUUAUAAACGGAGAAUGGAAUGGUGCGAUGGAGGCAAAGUGGUCGGAUGGUAAGACUGAAAUUUUCGCUGACGUGAGAGAACUCAGCACGGAAAAGAAAUUGGUGAAAACGGUGUGUGAGCAAGAAGAGUACGAAUCAAGAAAAGUCUGGCGUGACGUGACAGUUGGCCUACGUAUCAACGAUAUGGAUAAAGCUACGGCGGCUAAAUGCGCGAUUGAACAGAAACAACGGGAAGAAGCACGACUUCGAAAGGAAAAUAAUGUAGCGUGGCAAACGAAACUUUUUAAGGAAACCAGAGAUGGUGGCUGGGUAUACAUGAGACCUCUUGUAGAAAGAAUACGCAGUUCCAACGAUCAAACAAAUGUUACGUAAUAUGGCAUGUUAUACAAUUUUAGGAACAGCACAAUAUUAGAAUGAAUAUCGUGGCCUAACGCCCAUAAGAGCUGUAAUAUUAGAUUUAAUUCAAAAUAUAUAAGAUAGUUUCACACAUCGGAAUUUCAGGGAAUAUUUUUACGCAUAAUAAUUACUUUGAUCAAAAAAAGAAAAAAGAAUUAAUGUAGUGUUAUCUGCUACUUUGUUUCAUGUAUCACGUUUUAUGUUUAAUUUUAUAAACGUGUUUUGUCAAUAAUGUUUAGUAAUACGAAUUUUUAUGGUACAAAAUGGG
Molecule: messenger RNA, 2555 nt
Organism: Linepithema humile (Argentine ant)
Lineage: Eukaryota; Metazoa; Arthropoda; Insecta; Hymenoptera; Formicidae
Product: oxysterol-binding protein-related protein 9
Cellular component (GO): cytosol; membrane; intracellular membrane-bounded organelle
Molecular function (GO): sterol binding
Source: RefSeq, a predicted model, not a curated record